Messenger RNA from Mesorhabditis spiculigera, 531 nucleotides. Lineage: Eukaryota; Metazoa; Nematoda; Chromadorea; Rhabditida; Rhabditidae. The record is from the annotation of a GenBank genome assembly.
AUGGAGCUGAGCCUCAGGAACAUUCUCAACAGCUUCGGGCAGCUAGAUGAGCAACGCCAGCCCGCCUUCCAACUGGGACCCGACCCGGAACCGUCUACCGUACCCAACCCCUUCGAUUUUGGGCACCUCUUCAACUCGCCGCUGGAUCUGGGUAUGGCAGCGUUGCGGAAUUCGAGCAAGACGUUGAAGUGCCCGAAAUGCAAUUGGCACUACAAGUACCAGGAGACGCUCGAGAUCCACAUGAAGGAGAAGCACUCGGAGACUGAGGUCCGCUGCCUCUACUGCGUCGAGAAUCGACCACAUCCAAAGUUGAGCCGUGGCGAGACCUACUCCUGCGGCUACAAGCCCUACCGAUGUGAACUUUGCAAGUACAGCACGACCACCAAGGGCAAUCUAUCGAUCCACAUGCAAAGCGACAAACAUUUGCACGCCGUUCAGGAGCUGCCGAGUUCCUUAGUAAGUCAGAGCAUCACCGGACCGGGCGGAGCCGGCCAAGCAGCCUCCAUUUCACAACAACAUUCUUCGCAAACG